Molecule: messenger RNA, 3539 nt
Organism: Marchantia polymorpha subsp. ruderalis
Lineage: Eukaryota; Viridiplantae; Streptophyta; Marchantiopsida; Marchantiales; Marchantiaceae
Source: the annotation of a GenBank genome assembly
AGCUAUGGAUAAGGGAAGUGGAGAGGGCGACGAAGGAAGGAAGCACUCGAGGAGGAGGAGGAGGAGGAGGAGUCCCGGCGGGUCAGCGCAGCGCCGGUGCGCGUGUGUUUGUGAGGGUCCGGUGAAGUUGAAGGUGCGGUGAAAGAAAGACCAGAGGAGGAGGAGGAGGAGGAGGAAGCAGGCUCGGGAGAGAAAAAACGGAACCGGGUCCCACCGCCCCUCGAAUUCGCCCUCCUCCAAUCUAUCCUGCUCUGCACUGGUGCUGCUUUAGUGGAUAAAGAAAGAGAGCCAUCGCCAUCGCCCUUCCAUGCAUUGCGGGUUCUUGUGAAGCUUCUGCUGCUUCGGGUCGGUGGUUGAAGAAGGAAGCUGUUGCUUUGCGUUGCUUGGUGUUGGUGUUCUCUCUCUAUCGUUUCUCCUCGUGCGCACGGUCUCGGGUGGAAUUUAUCGUUGCUUCUGUGAUUUGUGACUCGCCUGCUGCUCUUGCUCCGCCUUCGUCUCUUCGUGUUUUUCUUCUUCGCCUGCCUCUCAACCGUCUUGCGCAGGCGAGCACAAAGUCGGAGGGCAGUGCGGUUUCCACCGAGCUAUGGCUGCUUGCAGCCUUGCGGUAGUGCAUUGCCAGCCUGUGGGUUUUGCGAAACUGCCAGUAAUUGGUGAGAAUCCUCCGCCUCUGAAAACUUCGGGCACGGCGCAUUCCCAUGGCAGGCCUCCUGAUUGUCCGAGAUCGUUCGCAUCCGUCAAUGUGGGGAGGAGAAAAGUUUCCAAGUUUGGUGCGGCCACCGUCUCCGCCUCCAGAAGUUCGUGCCCAUGGUUGCUCUCCCGCGCGGCGGGCGAGUUUUCCUCCUUGCCCGUGAGUCUCGCCCCUGUCGGUCAAUUUCCUUCAAUUUCCCGCCGCAUGUCUUCGAAGUCGUGUAGCACUUCUUCUCCGACUACGAGAAGCACAUUUCUGCGCAGUUCGGAAAUCCAACGAGCACCGAAGACCUACCCCGGUCCAGCGCAGCUCGUGGUUUUAGCAUCAGGCAUCAGGAGCGGGAGGAAUGUAGUGGUGUUCGCUUUCGAAGGAACGGACUUGCAGGCAGGCCAAGCGUGGAACGGCGCUGUCACCGACGAGAAGAAGGGGGAAAAUCAGAACGGAAGCGGGAUUAAGAAUGCAGGGGACGAAGAAGCCAUGCUGGAGACUCAAGCCCGUCUGCAGCGAUUGGAGGUUUUGGUGCUGUUGAGGAGAUUGUACAGGGAUGUGAUGAAAUCCGAGAGAGUUCUGGAGACUCCAAUCCCUAGGGUUGCCCCAAUUGAGGACGACGAGGACACUGGGGAUAAGAAAUCCAAGGCCAGGAGGGUUAGCGAUUGGCUAUGGUGGGGAUUGAGGAGCUCGAGGCAGGGAGAUGGAAACCAGGAGCUCAUUCUCAGCAGUAGUUUGGAACUGUUGGAGUACGCCGAGGACAUCCGAGACCUGGCUGUGGCACUGCAGAGAGAUUUGAGAGGCGUAGAUGGGUUGCUGCCUCUGGUUUUCGGCGAGGAUUCCAAUGCGGAAAGCAUAGUGGAGAACACUGUGGAAAAAAUUGGGGAGAGUCUGGAAGAAGUGGCAGAGAAAGUGGAGGCUUCGCUCUCUCAGGAGGAGAGGGAGAGCGCCCUCAGACAGAAAGUGGAAGACGAAGAACGGGAGAAGGACGAGAAUGUCCAGGCUCGCGUCUUGAGGAGGCUGGAGAGGUUGCCGGACACCAGCGCAGUUUUGGAUCGCGUCAUCAAGCGAGUGGCAAGGGUGGAUCUCAACAAAAUUGAUCUCACGAAGGUGGACGACGAGGAUGUGGACACCCUUCAAAUUAGGGGUCAACGCACUCUGCAAUUUUUCGUUGAAACCUGGAGAAGAUUGAAUGGAAGGCCCGGCUCCAACGUGAUCGAGCCCAUCACUGCCGUCUUGCCGGUGCCCACUUCAUUGAGACCCCAGCUGGAGCAGAAGAAGCUGGCGUUGAUUCUCGAGGUGGAGGCCUUGGACAAGAAGCUGGGAGAAGCCAGUCGCGCCAGAGAAUCCAAAUUGAGGCAGAAGAACGUCUUGAAGAGGACUCGCCUCGCUAGCGAAAUUCGCACCAUGGACGACGAAGUGAACGAGCUGAGGAAAAUCUUGGCAGUUAGGACCCUGCAGUUGGAGAUGCAGUUAAUUUAUAUGUAUCUGGAGGACGAUGUGCUACAGGUUACUGACGAUAUCAGAUCCGACGAAGAUGAAAGCUUGCUGGUGGCCGAAUUCGGGCUGUUGGAUGCAGACUUGGCCACUCUGAGAACAGCCGUGGACAGGAAUGAGGCGAUUCUCAUCCAGGACGAGGAGCUGGAGGAUCUUGCAGUAGACAUCCCCGAUUUGAAGAAUCGGCUGGGAAUUGUAGAAGAAGCUAGCAUCCCUGUACAGCAACGGAUGCAAAUGUCUAUGGCAGAAGGGCUGGUGAAGGUCAAGGAGGGUGCAGGUUUCUACUGGAGAGGUCUGAGGCUUCUGGGUGGAGAUUUGGCGUACUCGGGUCGCCUGUUCUGGGCUGCUGUUACGGGAAUUACUCUGAAGCCUCGAGAAGUCCAGACUUUGAGACGAACUUUCAAGGAUAUUUUCACAAUGGUUCCCUUCACGAUUAUCCUGAUUGCUCCCAUCACGCCCGUAGGUCACGUGAUGGUGUUUUCGUUUCUUCAGCGAUACUUCCCAGGGUUUUUCCCGAGCUCAUUUUCGAACAAGAGGCAAGAGGUGAUGAAGAGAUACGAGCUUAUCAGAGAGCAGGUGAGGCUAGCCGUGACAGAGCGGGAAAAGGAAGAGGCUGCAGCAAUGGCCGCCGCAAUGGCAGCCGAGACAUUUGAAGCAUCAGAUGAGGAAUUGAAACCAUCCAUUAAGGAGAAGAGCUCUGACUCUGUUAGUGGUAGGCUUCGCCAGAGGGGCAGGCCCGGCAGGUUACUAAUUUUGCAGGAUAGAUUACCAGAAAUUGCAAGACAAAUCGAGAGUAUGAAAGAAGGAAUGAAAGAUGAGGAGGCAAGCGCAGGAAGCAGAUACUUGAAGAAGGGUCUCAUCGAGAGGACAGAAGAAGCACUUCCUCCGGACAUGGUAGAUCCCUCUGCAAGAUCAAGCUCCCCUACGGAAGACGUAAAUGAUAGUAAGUAAAGGCGGGACUGGUCAAAUGGUCAAAUGUUCCUUCUCGUUUGACUCAACUGUACAAUUCAUUCAUUCUUCUUUCGCAUCAGUGCAUAAUGUAAAGUAUCACUAUGGUAGAGAUUACGUUCGUAGUUGCUUUGGGGAGCUCUGCUUGAUCGAUACUCCGCCGUAUACAUUCCCAAAGAGAAGAUUCACGUCUAUCUUACGACAUUCGUUAUCCUACAAGGUCUACGUAUUCGCCGACAAACAUCUUACCCUGUAACUCUAGUUCAUGUUUCCUUUAAUAAAACAUCCCAUCAACUCUCUUCGCUUCUCUUGGAGAGUACUGAAUCCACCUCUUGUUGACAAUAUAUUUUCUUCACUCAUCGCACCGGGUGUGAGCAGGAUUUCUUCCUCUGAUCACAUCGAUUGUUGGUGAUUCGGC